UCUCAUAGACUUGUUGCACUAGUAUACUUGGAAAAUAUAACUAGGUACUUGAAGUUUAUUCACGAAAAUUCCCAGUACAUUCCCAAUGUUCUUGGUGCUUUUCUUGACGAAAGAGGUCUGCAUCACCAGAAUGUUUAUGUGAGCCGUAGAGCAUGUUACUUGUUCAUGAGAGUCGUGAAAUUGUUAAAAUCAAAGCUUGUACCAUUCAUUGACGAGAUCUUGCGGAACCUUCAAGAUACGUUGUCCCAGUUGACGACCAUGAACUAUGCAUCAAGAGAACUUUCUGGAACUGAAGAUGGUAGUCACAUUUUUGAGGCUAUUGGCUUAAUCAUAGGGUUGGAGGAUGUCCCAGCUGAAAAGCAGUCAAAGUAUCUGUCUUUACUGCUUACCCCUCUUUGUCAACAGAUUGAGGCAGGAGUUCAGCAGGCGAAAGUUGCAAAUUCAGAAGACUUUCCUGUGAAAAUUGCAAAUAUCCAGUUUGCUAUUGUGGCAAUUAAUGCUCUCAGCAAGGGCUUCAGUGAACGUCUUGUUACUGGGAGUCGUCCUGGAAUUGGUCUCAUGUUUAAGCAGGUUUGUAUAAAAAUAGUUCUUUUUCCUCUUAUUAAUCAUGUUUUGCUUUGCAACCUGUCUUUUAAUGUUUUUGUACUUAAUGCAACUUCAACUGUCGACUGUAUUUAA
Messenger RNA from Camelina sativa (false flax), 678 nucleotides. Lineage: Eukaryota; Viridiplantae; Streptophyta; Magnoliopsida; Brassicales; Brassicaceae. The record is from RefSeq and is a predicted model, not a curated record.